UUAGACAGGACUCUGGUGAACAUUCAGUGACAUCGGAGCAAUUGGCAGAGUUGAGAGAAAAAUGACCUUUUCGUGAACUUCUAUGAAGAAUGCAGAUGAACAAAGUGUGAGCUUCCAUGCUUUUGUUCAUGAAAACUCUUAGAGAAGAUGGCUGAUGUAAGCCUGAAAGAAGCAGCACUAAUAGUUGGUGUGGUGGCAGCCUGCUAUUGGAACAGUCUCUUUUGUGGCUUUGUUUUUGAUGAUGUUUCAGCGAUUUUGGACAAUAAAGAUUUGCAUCCUUCUACUCCAUUAAAAAAUCUGUUUCAGAAUGACUUUUGGGGCACUCCAAUGUCUGAGGAGAGGAGUCAUAAAUCCUAUCGUCCCCUUACAGUUCUCACGUUUCGCUUAAACUACUUGUUCAGCGAGUUAAAUGCAGUUUCUUAUCACUUCCUAAAUCUGGUCUUUCAUGUGGUGGUUUGUGUAGUCUUCCUGAAGGUCUGUAAGCUCUUUCUGGACAACAGGAGCAGCGUAGUUGCAUCCUUGCUCUUUGCAGUGCACCCAAUACAUACAGAAGCGGUAACUGGAGUUGUGGGCAGAGCAGAGCUUUUAUCAUCUAUCUUUUUUCUAGCUGCUUUUUUGUCAUAUACAAAAUCUAAAGGGCCAGAUAAUACCAUAGUGUGGACUCCAAUUGCAGUGACUGUGUUUCUAGUAGCUGUUGCAACACUGUGUAAAGAACAAGGAAUAACGGUGGUGGGGAUAUGCUGUGUGUAUGAAGUAUUUAUUGCUCAAGGGUACACCUUGCCCGUGUUGUUGGACACAGCUGUACAGAUUCUUCGGGGGAAGGGCAGUAUUCCUUUCUCUAUGCUCCAAACACUGUUGAAGCUCAUAGUACUAAUGUUCAGUACACUGCUGCUUGUAGUUGUCAGAGUCCAGGUUAUCCAGUCUCAACUUCCAGUGUUUACAAGGUUUGAUAAUCCAGCUGCUGUGAGUCCCUCCCCAGCAAGACAGCUGACUUUCAACUACCUCCUCCCUGUAAAUGCUUGGCUGCUUCUCAACCCCUCAGAAUUAUGCUGUGACUGGACAAUGGGAACUAUUCCUCUCGUGGAGUCUUUGUUAGAUGUUAGAAACAUUGCCACCCUUACCUUCUUUUGCUUUCUGGGAUCUUUGAUUGUCUUCAGUCUCCGAUAUCCUGGGGAUUCCUCCAAGACUGUAUUGAUGGCACUCUGCUUAAUAGUGCUACCAUUCAUUCCUGCAUCAAACCUCUUUUUUCCUGUUGGGUUCGUAGUAGCAGAACGAGUGUUGUAUGUUCCCAGCAUGGGAUUCUGCAUUUUAGUAGCGCAUGGAUGGAAGAAAUUGUCAAAUAAAAGUGUGCUAAGAAAAAUCUCUUGGGUUGGUUUGGCUGCGGUACUGUUCACUCAUGCCUUAAAAACACUGCACAGAAACUGGGACUGGGAGUCAGAAUACACAUUGUUUAUGUCAGCUUUAAAGGUAAAUAAGAACAAUGCAAAACUAUGGAACAACGUGGGGCAUGCGUUAGAAAAUGAAAAGAAUUUUGAAAGAGCUCUGCAGUUCUUCAUACAAGCCACUCAAGUGCAACCAGAUGAUAUUGGUGCCCACAUGAAUGUAGGAAGAACUUACAAAAACUUAAACAAAACUAAAGAAGCUGAAGAAUCAUAUAUGAUUGCUAAAUCAUUGAUGCCACAGAUUAUUCCAGGUAAAAAGUAUGCAGCAAGAGUUGCUCCUAACCAUCUCAAUGUUUAUAUCAAUCUUGCAAACUUAAUUCGAGCGAAUGAAUCUCGCCUUGAAGAAGCGGAUCAAUUAUAUCGACAAGCAAUUAGUAUGAGGCCAGAUUUCAAGCAGGCUUACAUCAGCAGGGGAGAAUUACUUUUAAAAAUGAACAAACCUCUGAAAGCUAAGGAAGCUUAUCUUAGAGCUCUAGAACUAGACAGAACCAAUGCUGACCUGUGGUACAACUUGGCAAUUGUUUACAUUGAACUGAAAGAUCCAACAGAAGCCCUGAAGAAUUUCAACCGAGCGCUAGAACUCAACCCAACACAUAAACUGGCAUUAUUCAACUCAGCGCUGCUAAUGCAGGAAUCUGGUGAUGCUAGGCUUAGACCUGAAGCUAAACAAAGACUGUUACAUUAUGUGAAAGAAGAACCACAGGAUGCAAAUGGGUACUUCAAUUUGGGUAUGCUGGCAAUGGAUGACAAAAAAGAUACGGAAGCAGAGGCAUGGAUGAAGAAAGCCAUAAGGUUACAGCCAAACUUCCGAAGUGCUUUGUUCAAUUUGGCGCUGCUUUAUUCUCAGACAGGAAAAGAAUUGAUGGCUUUGCCCGUCCUGGAAGACCUACUGAGAUACUACCCUGAUCAUACCAAAGGUCUGAUUUUGAAAGGAGAUAUCCUUAUGAACCAAAAGAAGGAUAUUGUUGGAGCAAAAAUGUGUUUUGAAAAAAUUUUGGAACUGGAUCCCAACAAUGUACAAGGAAAACAUAAUCUUUGUGUGGUUUACUUUGAAGAACGAGACUUAAUAAAAGCAGAAAAAUGUUUGGUUGAAACACUAGCACUGGCACCUCAUGAAGAGUAUAUUCAGCGUCAUCUAAACAUAGUUAGAAGUAAAAUUGCAUCACUCAGUACUACGGAACAGUCAUCACUUCCAGCAGAUGGGACUGCAGCUGCAGAAAAACAAAAUUCAUUUCAAAAUUUGAAAGAAGUAAAAAAUGAGCAGAAAACCACCCAAACAACAGUUGAUAACAAUAAAGGGUACUCAGAAAAUAAGAAACGAACAGAGAAAAACAAUAUGGACAAAGACACUCCCAAAAAAUCUACAAAAGAAAUCAAAGACAUUGAGAAAAAGAGAGUUGCUGCUUUGAAAAGACUAGAAGAGAUUGAACGUAUAUUAAAUGGUGAAUAGUCUUUACCAUGUCACAAUAGAAUAAGGGGAGAAUACUAUUUUUAAUUAUUGUUUAAUACAUGAUCCAACUGGAAAGUGGUCUCAGUGAUUUGAAAAUAGAAAUAAUUUUGACUGCAUAUUACUUAGCAAGCAGCAGAAGGCAUUACAAUGCUUUGUGUGAGAAGACUGCAACUUUUAAAUGUGAUGUGGGGGAU
Nipponia nippon (crested ibis) is the source of this 3086-nucleotide messenger RNA. Lineage: Eukaryota; Metazoa; Chordata; Aves; Pelecaniformes; Threskiornithidae. The record is from RefSeq and is a predicted model, not a curated record.